AUGAUGAUGGGGCAAUUUAUCGCUAGUAUUUUUGGGCCUUUAAUCUACAAUCUGGCGGCCAAGUUUGUUGCCGUAUGGUUUGCACCGAAAGAUCGUGGUAUUGCAAAUACAGUUUUGUCGGUACAAGCUGGCAUGGCACUUGCUCCCCUUUUACUGCCCAUGCUGGCACCCACCAUUCAAGACGUACCUAAAAUGCUCAUCAUUGUAGCUAGCAUAUCAACUGCAUUUACAUUGCCAACAUUCUUUAUACCCAGUAAGCCCAAAGUGCCUCCAUCUACCACUGCUACACUGGAAAGAACGCCAUUCUGGCAAGGUGUAAAAGAAGUUGUUACCAAUAUGCAAUUCUGGUGGAUUGCUAUUAUCACUUCUGUGUCUAUGGGUAUGGUGUUCUCUGUUUCUGUACUAAUUAUCGAAGCAAUCUCGCCUCUUGGAUACACCGAACAACAAGCCGGACUCUGCGCUGCUUUGAUUGUAUUCAGCGGUUGCUUUGGUGGUGGCAUGACUGGCUACUGGCUAGGAAAGUCCAGUCAGCACUUUAUGCUCAUCAAAAUGUUCACCCCUAUGGUAGUCUUUUCAUAUGUAGCCUUUAUCUUUUUAUUGAAACCCGACGCAUUCUCGGUUGUGAUUAUUGCCUGCAUUAUCAACGGCUUUUGCUCGUAUGCAUUGUUUCCAGUCUACUUGGAGGUUGCCAGCGAAAUUACCUAUCCUGUGUCUGAAAGUAUUAGCUCAUGUGUACUGUGGACUCUCUGUUCAUUGGCUAUGGUGAUCUUUUCACUAGUGAUUGACGCACUUCGUGCAGGUCCAGAUGCUUCACCUCCUAAUAAUAUGAACACAUCUAUGAUUGUCGUGGCAGGUAUCAUGUUUGUUGGAAAUCUACCCUGUAUAUGGAUCAAGGGUGAUUUGAAGCGAUCGAAAGUUGAUAAUGAAAAUAGCAAGCAAUUGGUGCUUAUUGCUUAG
Molecule: messenger RNA, 957 nt
Organism: Mucor velutinosus
Lineage: Eukaryota; Fungi; Mucoromycota; Mucoromycetes; Mucorales; Mucoraceae
Exons: 5
Coding region: 1-957 (318 amino acids)
Biological process (GO): transmembrane transport
Cellular component (GO): membrane
Molecular function (GO): transmembrane transporter activity
Source: RefSeq, a predicted model, not a curated record